AUGCCGGAGGAGAAGCCCCAUGGCGGCAGGGAAAAGAAGGAGGGACAUCGCACACACCACCACCGCAAGGGCCACAAGGAGAAGGCGGCGCCUCCCCAAGUGGCAGCGGCGGAGGAGGACGCGGAGGAGGACUGGGAUGCCAACCGGGAGCGCGUUGAGCGCCUCUGCCAGACCCCCCCAAACAGCACCUGCAAUGACUGCAACAACAACGGCACACGCUGGGCAUCUGUAAACCACGGCGUUUUUUUGUGCAUCCGCUGCUCCGGCAUUCACCGCUCACUCGGGGUGCACGUCUCAAAGAUUAAGUCAACGAACAUGGACAAAUGGCAUGCGGCGGAGGUUGCACUGAUGGAGGCUAUCGGUAAUCAAAAGGGCAAGUCGCUCUAUGAGGCACGUCUGCCGAAAGGCAUGAAGCCCAUGACUGGGGCCGAGCCGGAGUUGACGCUCAGGACAUUUAUUACGCAAAAGUAUCAGUACAAGGCGUUUGCGGUGGAAAAUGUGAACGAUGUGCUGCAUCAAUAUUAUAAACAGACGCGAUACGGGAGGAAACCGCGAAAAAAUGACGGCAAGGUCCACAGACACGGCAAGGAGCCAGAUACUGCGGUCAAGGGAGGGAGUGCAUCGCAGCGUGAGGAAACGAUGAAGGCACUGUACGGCGUCAACGCCGAGGCCAUAUCCAAAAAGUCAAAAAAGGUGAGGACUCUCCACGGCACCUUUGGGGUCGUCAAUGUCCCACCGGACGAGUAUGAAGAACGACGACGAGAACUUUUGGCACACUUUUGCAUACCGGAACCCUCACCCUCGCCCGCCGCCACUGACGCCGCCGCUGCUUGA
Trypanosoma conorhini is the source of this 834-nucleotide messenger RNA. RefSeq names its product ADP-ribosylation factor GTPase activating protein. The transcript has a single exon. The coding region runs from base 1 to 834 and encodes 277 amino acids. The record is from RefSeq and is a predicted model, not a curated record. Lineage: Eukaryota; Euglenozoa; Kinetoplastea; Trypanosomatida; Trypanosomatidae. Gene Ontology annotation, molecular function: GTPase activator activity.